AUGAAACACUCUUUAUAUUUUGUAUCCUCUAAGUAGUAAUCGUUUUGGAAUAGAGAUUUAAAUGCCUUAGUUAAUUACGAUUUUCGUGAAUUGUCUGAAAAUUAAAAGACUAUCGUAUUGAUUAAACAAGGCCAAAUCCUCAAGAUGAUAACUCCUCGGAGAUACAAGAUUUAUAGACAGCACUUAUUCUAUUUUCGAAAGAGUGGUGAAAUUGGAGGCUUUCUCCUACUUAAAAAUGUAUAUUGUUCUUUUCGCAACAAAGACAAUACUAUUCUUAUUACUCUAUCUCAUGAGUUUUAGUAAAUAGUCCUACAAACCGGAAAUAAAUCGGAAGAAGUUGACAAUUUUAUUGUUGAAUUGAAACAGAAUUGCAUCCAAGAAUCAAUACCCCUUGCUUUCUAAUAUUUAAGGUAAAAAAUAGGGGAAGGUAUUACUUCAGAGGUAAUUUUUCAAGAUUAUUUGUUCUAGGUAUUUGUGAUAAAUCAUCUAAAUAAUGAAAAAUUUGCAAUUAAAAAAGUGAUAAAAGCCCCAUUAGGACACAAAAUGAGAGAGAAACAAGCAAAAAGUUUGGCUGAAGAAAUAUUUAUUAUGCGAAGUCUCGACAAUCCAAAUAUUCCGAAAUUAUAUGAAGUAUAUGAAAGUGAUGAUUCUGUAGAAUUAUUAAUGACUUAUUAUGAAGGUGGUCAUUUAUAUGAAAAGCUAUAGAAUUUUUCACUUAAACAAAAAUAACAAUUAGUAAGAGAUAUUCUAGAAACUAUGAAUUAUGUCCAUUCAUAAUAAAUUAUGCAUCGAGACUUGAAACCAUAAAAUAUCAUGUACAAAGACAAAGACCCUACCAGCACUGAUGUAGCCAUAAUUGAUUUCGGAUUUUCGACUAAUUAUAAAUAUUAAGAGCAUGUAUUAUAUAAUUGUGGUACUCCUGGAUAUGCAGCACCUGAAGUUCAGGAAUACAAGGAAAAAUAAAAAAUGUAUACCACUUAAUGUGAUGUUUUCAGUUUGGGUAUCAUAGUUUAUGAAAUUUUCUAUGGGGUUCACCCUUUUAAAUUAUCUAAUUCUGGCAGUCUUUGUUUCAAUGAGAAGAUCAAGUUGCCCUAAUCAUUAAAAAAUCUCAUUAUCUAAAUGACUCGAAUCUAACCUAAAUAUAGAUUCACAUUAAAGGAAUGUCUAGAACAAGACUUUUUUCGGGAAAGUCUAGAUUCUAAUUGCUUUGAUGAUUUGUUGAAAUUCAGUUUGGUCGAUUCAAUCUAUUAAAAAUCUUAGAAUGUUUCAAGAAAAAAUUCAAUAGAUCCCAUCAAAUAAGAAAAAUAAAAUAAAAAUGAAUCUGUUAAAAAUAAAACUAUUAAUUCUACUGUUGCUGAAUCCAGAAAUCUUCUUUUUAAAAGCUUUGGUCCUAUUGAACAACAACUACAAGAUGAUUUACAAUUCAGUGAGAAUCACAAUUUUCCAACUGACUAUAACAAUUUACUUUAAAAAAGAAUCUGA
This is a messenger RNA of Paramecium tetraurelia, 1482 nucleotides long. RefSeq lists its product as uncharacterized. Gene Ontology annotation, cellular component: cytoplasm; nucleus. Gene Ontology annotation, biological process: mitotic DNA damage checkpoint signaling; protein phosphorylation. Lineage: Eukaryota; Ciliophora; Oligohymenophorea; Peniculida; Parameciidae. The record is from RefSeq and is a predicted model, not a curated record. Gene Ontology annotation, molecular function: ATP binding; protein serine/threonine kinase activity. The transcript has 4 exons.